Messenger RNA from Papilio machaon (common yellow swallowtail), 1189 nucleotides. It is a transcript of the gene Sh3beta, whose product is annotated as SH3 domain-binding glutamic acid-rich protein homolog. Gene Ontology annotation, cellular component: cytoplasm. The transcript is spliced from 4 exons. The record is from RefSeq and is a predicted model, not a curated record. NCBI's taxonomy places the organism in Eukaryota, Metazoa, Arthropoda, Insecta, Lepidoptera, Papilionidae. The coding region runs from base 113 to 955 and encodes 280 amino acids.
CAAUUAUUAUUACUCUAACAGAUCGACUAAUGGCCAAGCCUAUUUUUUAAUAUUAGUGUUUUUUGCAUGUAUUUUUUACAAUUAUAGUCCUGCUUUUAGGUACUUUUCAAUCAUGGUUGUCAAAGUAUACAUAAGUGGUAUUUCUGGUAACAAAGAGGUAAAAAAAAGGCAACAGCGUGUCUUGAUGAUAUUAGAUUCUAAAAACAUAAAAUAUGAGAUCAUUGACAUAACGGAGCCAGGCAAGGAAGAUGAUAAAGACUUCAUGCAAAACAAUGCCAAAUGCAACGGGGGCACCGUCAGCGACCCCAACCCACGCUCGCCGCUGCCUCCACAACUAUUCAAUGACCAAGAAUAUUGUGGGGAUUAUGACCAAUUUGAUUUGGCAAAUGAAGUUGAUACACUAGAACAGUUCCUGAAAUUGGAGCUUCCUCCUGAGGAGCCACCACAGACUGAAAAGGAAAAUGCAGUGAAUGGUGAUGUUAAUGGUGGUAAGGUCAGCAAAGAGUCGAAAGAGAACUCCCAAGAAAGGGAAACCGUUGUUACUAACGAAGCUGGGGGUAAGGAACCUUCACCUGCUAAAGAAACCACACCUAAAGCAGAGUCUCCUGCAAGGGAUGCGACACCAACUAAAGAAGAAGCAGUUGAAGAGAAGGUAGAACAAAAUGACGGAGAUCACAAUGAAGGGAAAGCGGAGUCACCAGCUAAAGAAACUACGCCAGAAAAAGAAAAGUCACCACAGAGACAAAAAUCCAUUGAUAAAGAACCAACUCCUGUAAGAGAAGAUGAAGAUGACCAAAAUUCCCAUGAAACCGAGGAGGCAGUAAAUGGUGCGGUGAGGUCUCGUGAACAAUCCGAAGAGGUGGAAGCAGAUGAGGAGCAAACAGGUAAAAGUGUAAGGAAAUCUGACGACCCAUCCGUAGCUCUCAUCCAGAGCGAGCAGGCGGCCGUCGAGUAACAGACCUGCGCCAUUACUUUGCUUUUCAGCUCAAAUCAGUAUCCUCUAGCACUAAGCGAGCACUACUCAUUAAACUCAUUUUGUUAUUUAUAUUGCAUUAUUCACUUCUUUGACAUAAUUAGUCAUUGUAUAUAAUACAAAGAAGUAUUUGUUGAGAAUUAAUGUUAUGUGGCGAUGUAUUAUGAAGUGGCCUAUUAUCAAAUUAACAUUAGACUAUUAAUGAAAUUUUAAUGA